AUGCCGACACUACCGAAGUUUCUUAGAAACUCGAGAAAGAUCUCUAAACUUAACCAAACGAUCCACCGACUCUCAAUUAGAUUAGUACUAGCUAAGCAUGAGAAUGUGAGACUCAAGAAGGCUCUCAUCAAUGAGAAGAAGCGCAGGAAGCGAGGCAAGGCUCUGCCUCUAGAGGCAGGUGAGGACUAUCACGGUAGGGCUGUAUUCUGGUCCCCAAGGAAGGUAAAGGAGGCACGUGAUCGCCAGCUCCAACAAGGGCUUAAAGAAGAGCAACUACAACACCAGAAAGCUGAAGCAGCUCGCCUACGCCAGGAGAGGAGGCAGGAAAAGCUCCAGGCAGCUCAACAGAGGCGUGCAGCAAGACUAGAAGCUCAAAUAACAAGGCAGGAGAAGAAGGCUCGUGAGGCUGCUGAUCGAGCCUCACGACAGGCAGCUCGCAAGGCUCAACAACAACUCCGGCAAGCUCAAAAAACUGCCCAAAGAGGCAAGAGGAGGUGCCUCAAGAUAGCUACUAAGGCAGGUUCAAAAAAGAGAGCAGCUGCGCAGCCUCAGGGUAGUAGUGAGGCUGCAGGUACUGCAGCAGGCCCACCACCAUCUCAAUCACGACACGGCCGAGCAAUCAAGUUCCCAGCAAAAUAUAGAUAG
Messenger RNA from Pyrenophora tritici-repentis Pt-1C-BFP, 645 nucleotides. RefSeq lists its product as uncharacterized. Lineage: Eukaryota; Fungi; Ascomycota; Dothideomycetes; Pleosporales; Pleosporaceae. The record is from RefSeq and is a predicted model, not a curated record.